Hippoglossus stenolepis (Pacific halibut) is the source of this 2642-nucleotide messenger RNA. It is a transcript of the gene rbm14a, whose product is annotated as RNA binding motif protein 14a. The record is from RefSeq and is a predicted model, not a curated record. Gene Ontology annotation, cellular component: cytosol. Lineage: Eukaryota; Metazoa; Chordata; Actinopteri; Pleuronectiformes; Pleuronectidae. The transcript is spliced from 8 exons. The coding region runs from base 194 to 1822 and encodes 542 amino acids. Gene Ontology annotation, molecular function: mRNA binding.
AGUCUGCACCGUGCUGCCGUAUUUAACGUCUUUCUCCGCUUUAUUUAGACUCAACCUGAAAGCAGCAGAAGUACUUUAUAUUGGUUAUGGCAGCGCGUGCCAUUCAUAUACAUCUAGCUGUAGCAAUUACUCCAGUGUACAAUGAUAAAACCCACUACGUUAGCAUUAGCUACCUAGCUUAGCUACGUCGCCGAUGCUGCCGUUCCACAAGAUGGCCAGUAGUUUAUGUCUGGUUGAUUCAGAGAUGACCGACCACGUGAAGUUGUUUGUGGGGAACCUUCCUUUAGAUGCAACUCACGACGAGCUGAACAAGCUCUUCGCUCCGUAUGGGGAGAUCAACACCUGCUCCCUGCUCCGACAGUACGCCUUUGUGACUCUGAAGGGAGAAGGGGCAGCGGACAGGGCCAUACGGCAUCUUGAUGGCAAAGAGUACAGAGGCAGACCCCUGGUGGUAGAGGAAUCCCGUGCUCGCCCACCCAACUCCACAAAGGUGUUUGUAGGGAACCUCAGUGCAACAUGUUCCGCAGACGACUUGCACGGGCUGUUCUCAACAUUUGGAAGAGUUUUAGACUGUGAUAAAGUCAAAGCAAGAUUAUGCUCAAAUGUCGGCUAUGCCUUUGUGCAUAUGGAGAGGAAGGAGGAGGCCCUUGUAGCUAUCGAGGCACUUAACGGGACCAUGUUCAAGGGCCGUCAGUUGGCCGUAGAGCUGUCCAAAGCACAACCUUUGAUCAACCAGCUCGCCGGUGGAAAUGGAGGCAAUCAUGCUGGCGGCAGAGAAGGUCUUCUUCCCCGACCUCCUCCAUCAUUAGAACAUCACCAGAGUCAAGCAGCUGUGCUAGCAGCAGCUGCAGCGGCCGCUGCAGGACUACCCAUACAGGUUCAGCAAAGUGUCCAUAACUCAUUCUACAACACCACAUCCUUCGACCCCACUUAUGCAGCUCUGAAGGGCAUUACCAGUGCUAAAGGUGCAGAUGGGGUGAUUUACGGUGCUCUUGCCAGCCAGGUGUAUGGUGCCGUAGCUGACCAGGUGUACACCGAUAUGGCCAAUCACAAUACCAUAACAAGCGCUGCUGAUGAAUCGGACUCACAGAGUGGACCAGAUCCAACAACGCUUUUUGAGGCAGCAAGAGCCAAGUUCUUUCAGGAAGGACAGAAGGUUCUGGCAGAGCAGCAGGCGGGGAGAAAAGGAGCGUCUUCAGAAAACGAGCGGGACCGCAGUCCAAUUAGAGGAAAUCGAGCCCCACUCCUCCCUGACCCCGUUCCGGGUUCCUUCGCUCAGAUACGACCCAAACGACGUGCCCUGCUGCCGACGCCACCAGGUGUACCAGAGGAAAACACAGCUGCCACAACACCUGAAGGGUCAGAUCCUGUUGCUAGGUCUUACACAGAGUACUAUCAGCAAAUGCACCAAUACCAACAGUACCAGCAGCAAUACCAGCAACAGUACCAGUACCUCCAGUAUGCCUACACCAAUCCUCCUCCCCCACCUCCUCCGCCUCCGCCAGCCACACAGGCCGCCACCACAAAUCCUGCACCCCCAGGGACGUACACGGCACCCCCAUCAUAUGCCGCACCGGGAGCCUACGCGCCGCCCGGUACAUAUGGCGCUUCGGGGAACUACGACGCCUCGUCAGGAAGCUACGACGCCUCGGCUGGCUAUGACCCAUCUGGAGGCUACGGAGCAUAUGAUUCAUCAGGAGCUUACACAGCAGCGGGAGGCUACUCCGCAUCCACACCGUAUGAGCAGACACCCGCACACGGGCAACCCAUGCCCCAGCGCCAUGAUUACCCUUACCACACGCCAGAACCCCCUUAUCGAUAGUUCCAUCCCCAGCACACUCCUACCACACUGCAGAUGUGUGAGCGUGUGUUUGUGUGUGCUCGCGUGUGUGCAUGUGUAUUUACAUGAGGGACAGUUUAAAGAGGAAAAUCCGAGAGGGAGCAAGGUUGUAAUUCGAAUGUGCUUUAAAUAUGAAGCGCGCCACCCCUUUUGUACAUUUUACCCAAGUCUGUAACUUGCCAGCCCGUCGGUUAUCGUUGUUAAGAGGGUUGAUUAUAUGCGUUAACAAGUGGACAAAGGUGGAGAUGAGUGGGACAGUUAAUAUUUGAAUAUUUUCAAGCAUCAGUUUUUGUUUGAUGUUACUGAGGCACAGCUGAACGUUUCUUUGGUUAAGUUACAGAAAGGUUGGGUUCCAUUGAAGCUUUUUGUUUAGUGCUGGUUUAAGGCCUCUUACAUACUCUACUUAAAUUAAUUGUAUAAUGUGCAAAAUAAAAAUUGUAACUGCGUCAUCUAAAAAAAAAAAAAUUACGUUUAGAUGCUGAGUCGCAAAAAACUGUUCAUCUGUUUGAACAGAUGAGUGGAGCUAUGUCAAAAUCAGGAACUCAUCCAUCUUACACUUUUUGUUAACGGAUACAAAAUAUUUUCUUCCACUUGUUACAACUUUUCUUGCAGUAACAGACAUUCAGGUUUGUACAAGCUUGUACACCAUGAUAAUGACCAAUUUUAAAUUUAUAUUUGUGUCCACACACUCACUGCCCUGUGUAGAGAAUGUAACAGGCCUUGGUUUGAAUUCUGUCACAUUGACCUGUUUGUAAAAGCCAGACUGUUUGUCCAGACAUUAAACGGGAGACAUUUCAUCAUU